UUACAGGAAAAGGGAGGUGGAGAUGUGAUAACGACCAUCUCUCAACGAUCCGAAAGAGUGGAUCCCGAUCUCGAGAAUCUUAAAUCACUCGCCGUCAGUAGGCCAAUAUUGAAGUCAGCUCCUCCCAGAGAAAGUAGCUUAACGGACAUCUUAGUUAGGAAAGCUUUAUCGUCUUCCUCUUCAGCCUAUACGGUGGAUCCUCAAAUACUUGUUGAGCUCUUCUCCAUUUACCGUGAAUUUCAAAACAGCAAAGCUCAAGAAAUUACCAACAGACAGGAAGAUAUUGAAAACAAGAUAGAAGUGGCAGAUGCUUUGGCUUCUAAACUUCUACAGAGGUUUAACCACUCCGUUUCUGCUAUGAGGACCACUUCCCACCAUUUAUCUCAAGUUAAUGGGUUGCAGGUGGAGCUUGGGGACCUCAAAGGAAGGUUGACAGAGGUGAUCAACAACUGCGAUACCUUAUGUAAAAGAAUUAAUGCUGAGGGGCCUCAAUCUCUCAGGUCAACAGUGACGCCAUUUACUCUUGCACCACCUGAUUCGGGAAGUUAUUAUGUAAUACGCUUUGUUUUGCCUUUGAUACAAAAACAAAAUCCAGAGUGGAUGAUGAUGAUGAUUUGCAGUUUAUCGACUUGAGCAGCUUU
Brassica oleracea var. oleracea is the source of this 641-nucleotide messenger RNA. RefSeq lists its product as uncharacterized. The record is from RefSeq and is a predicted model, not a curated record. The transcript is spliced from 6 exons. NCBI's taxonomy places the organism in Eukaryota, Viridiplantae, Streptophyta, Magnoliopsida, Brassicales, Brassicaceae. The annotation marks the transcript as partial.